Epithele typhae is the source of this 882-nucleotide messenger RNA. RefSeq names its product 60S ribosomal protein L5. Bases 1 to 882 code for a protein of 293 amino acids. The record is from RefSeq and is a predicted model, not a curated record. The transcript has 6 exons. NCBI's taxonomy places the organism in Eukaryota, Fungi, Basidiomycota, Agaricomycetes, Polyporales, Epitheliaceae. Gene Ontology annotation, cellular component: cytosolic large ribosomal subunit; ribosome. Gene Ontology annotation, biological process: ribosomal large subunit assembly; translation. Gene Ontology annotation, molecular function: 5S rRNA binding; structural constituent of ribosome.
AUGCCGUUUGUUAAGAAGGUCAAGUCCGGCGCGUACUUCUCCCGUUUCCAAGUCAAGUACCGUCGUCGCCGCGAGGGAAAGACUGACUACUACGCGCGCAAGCGGUUGGUGACCCAGGCGAAGAACAAGUACAACGCGCCGAAGUACCGCCUCGUCGUGCGCUUCACCAACCGUGAAGUGAUCGUGCAGAUCGUCUAUGCUCGCCUCCAAGGUGAUUUCGUCUUCUGCGCUGCGCGUUCGAAGGAGCUCCCCCGCUACGGCAUCAACCACGGUCUCACCAACUGGACUGCCGCCUACGCGACUGGUCUUCUCUGUGCCCGUCGCGCUUUGACCAAGCUUGGUCUCGCGGACAAGUACGAGGGUGUUGCGGAGCCCGAUGGUACACUCACCAUGACCGAGGCCCUUGAGGAGGAGGAUGCCCCCCGUCCCUUCAAGUGUUACCUUGAUGUCGGUCUCAAGCGCACUUCCACUGGAUCCCGUGUGUUCGGUGCCCUCAAGGGUGCCAGCGACGGCGGUAUCUUCAUUCCCCACAACGACAAGCGUUUCCCCGGCUACGACCCUGAGGCCAAGGAGCUUGACGCUGAGGUCCUGAAGAAGUACAUCUUUGGUGGUCACGUUGCGGAAUACAUGGAGUCCCUCGAGGAGGAGGACGACGAGCGCUUCAAGAAGCAGUUCUCGACCUACCUUGCGGAUGGCAUUGGCUCUGAGGACAUCGAGGAGAUCUACACUAACGCUUACGCCGCCAUCCCCUACCGGAAGGGCCAGGAUUGGUCGGAGGAGAGCAAAAAAUACAUGACCGUCAAGCUCACUCACGCGCAACGCAAAGCGCGUAUCCAGGAAAAGAUCGAGGCCUUCCAGGCCGAGCACGCCGACGACGAGUAG